Molecule: messenger RNA, 3215 nt
Organism: Symsagittifera roscoffensis
Lineage: Eukaryota; Metazoa; Xenacoelomorpha; Acoela; Convolutidae
Product: endophilin-A-like
Exons: 12
Coding region: 89-1711 (540 amino acids)
Biological process (GO): actin cortical patch localization; plasma membrane tubulation; endocytosis
Cellular component (GO): medial cortex; Rvs161p-Rvs167p complex; actin cortical patch
Molecular function (GO): protein binding; lipid binding
Source: RefSeq, a predicted model, not a curated record
CCUAAUUGUUGUGAUAAACUUAUUAAAUAGAUAAUGAUAUUUAUAUUUAUGUAAUUUUGGAGAAGUUUCGUGAUUUGAAGGACUCAAUAUGUCUUUGAUGGGCCUUGCGAAGCAAUACAACAAAGUCAACCAGUACAUGAGUGAAAAAAUAUGGAAUGUGGAAGGCACAAAACACGAAGAGGAGUUCAACGAUAAUGAAAAGCUCACUCAAGCUCUUGCUGGAUUCAUACACGAUGUUCAGGGGAAAACAAUAGAGAUGAUUCAACCCAAUCCAACAAUGCGAGCAAGUGCAACGGUUAAAACUCUGACGAGCAAAGUUCAAGGCAAGCAAACCAAGUCUGGAAAAUAUCAGCAAACAGAACAGGAGUUUGCUGAUGUGCUCGAAUUGUAUUCCAAGGAAUUGGAGCCCCAUCCAGGAAAUCUUGCGACCACUUUAAGGAAUCUGGCUGAAGGCUACGCUCAGAUGGCAGAGAUUAAAGAUAAUUUGGAUACAGGGGUGCAACAAACUUUCCUGGAACCGCUGGCCUGUCUGGAAAACAAGGAAAUCAAGUCUAUUCUUGCUAAUCUGAAGAAGUUGGAGUCUCGGCGUCUGGACUAUGACUGCAAGAAGAGGCAGCGAGAGAAGGGCAAGCAGAUCAGUGAGGCUGAGAUGAGCAUAUCGGAGGACAAGUUCAACGAGAGUAAGCAGUCUUGCGACGCCGCCAUGCGCUCCCUCAUCAACUCAGAUGUUGAGGUGUUGGCCACUCUGAAGUCGCUGGUGGACCUGCAGAUAGACUAUUUCAGCAGCUCCCUAACCCAACUGCGCAAGAUACAGACCACUUUGCAGUCCAGUAUUGACGAGGCAAAGAUACAAUCGGCCAACAGACCUAAGGUGAGUUCGGGAUCUCUCUCGGGAGGAACCACUCCUCCCACUGCAGCACCACGCAAAGCAGCCUCCGUCGCCUCAACCCCCUCGGCUGAAGUGCCGUUUGGGGGUGGACCUCCCAGUUUCACCAACGGGGGCGGGUCUUCCGCUGGAGACUUCGGGUUCGGAACAAACAACAGUUCUAGUUCCGGCUUCAAACUCCAGCCACCGACUUCCCUAGCAAACAGCAGCAGUCUCUCAACAUCCAGUCACAAUCUACCGCCUUAUUCCUUGCCACCAGCUCCUAGUGACUUGAACCAAUUCGGCACGAGCUCUAACCUCACUCCUCGCAAUCCAGACCUUGCAAGCAGCAGUUCUAUGCUUAAUGGUGCCCGCAACGGACCCCACGCUCCCGUCUCCCAAGACCCAUGGGAGCUACCAUCCAAUUCCACACCCACUCCUGCACAAUCAGCAGACCAUUGGUCAGCUUCCGGCAUCGGACAGAACUCAUCCGGGGCUGCUGGGGCUCAUUUUGGAUCGGACUUCGGGGGGUCGUCCAACCCGUCAUCGGGAAGUUCAUUGUAUCCAUCGCUCAAUCCUCCUCAACCAGUGAAGCCUCCCCCCGUGGCUCCCAGGCCAGCUAAUUUGGGACCUGCUCCUAGUUUACCCUCUGUCCCUCGCAGGCCCCACUGCAUAGCGACUUUUGACUUCGAUGCAGAGUCACCAGAGGAACUGGGUUUCAAGGAAGGUCAGAAGAUCAUGCUCACGCGCAAGGUUGACGACAACUGGUUGGAGGGACGUCUGGACGGGAACCCGAGAGUGGGCAGGUUCCCAGUCAGCUUCGUCCAAGUGGUAGUCCCACUAUGAACUAGAACGAGAUCGUCGUGAUGAGGUUGUUAGUGUAGUAGUGCUUCGAACAGGUGUUAUAGCAAACAGUUCAAAAUUUUAUGCACGCCUUUCAUUGAUUUGAUUACUUGGACACGCCUUGGAAUGGAGCUUCUUGCUGAUUCACAGGUUACUUAUUUUGCAACGACUCUGAGCAAGUUCUGUCUUCGCUAACGCUGUUGGAUUGCACUCACGCAACUGAAACAGAAUAGCAAAGCUAAUAUUGCUGUCGUUGAAAUUAGUUUUUCAGUAACUUAAACUGGUCAUUUCAGUCUUCAGUAAAAAACUGAAACCAAUGGUACAAUUAUUCUAAUACAUAUUUAUUGCUUUCUAUGAUUUAUUUGAUCGCUCAGUUACGUUUUUUGCACUACUGCUGAAUUCAAAUAGAAUGUUUAGAAGACUUGCUAGUUUGUCAAUCUGAUUUGGUUCAAAGUUGCCUCCGAAACAUGUCUCUCAGUAUAAUGCAAUGAAUGACCUCAGCUGUAUAUGUAAUAUGGUGCAUUAAGUAGGUACUUAUGGUUCUCAUAUUUCAUUUCAUUUCUGAUCAAGUGCUCCUAUUUAGAACGCUCUUAUUCUCUGUGGGUAACUUUCGUAAAAUAAUAGUCUCCUUUAAUUCAGUACUACCCUGAAAUCCGAGGUGUCCCUAUUUACAUAUUUGAUAUUCAUGCAGUGACCUUGGUUUUAUUUGCAUUUGGUAGCAUUAUGUUGUGUAUAGGCAAAUAGUGUCAGCUAGUCUAGCCCUUAGAGUCCUAUAUUCAAUCAAACACUUCAAUAUAUUUAUCUUCAAUAUAUUUAUUUUGAUGCUCUGAAAUUUCUAAUCUCAAUGUGCAGUCGUUUCAGUGGGCUUCAUCAUGAAAAAAACUACGGAGAGUUGGAGAGUGGCUUAAAAAAGAAAAGUCAAAACCAUCGUUUUCGAUAUAAUGAAACCAUUUUAAACAUGCUAGUGAGAAAAGUUAUGUUCUAAGUCAAAAUAUUUCAAUUUCAAUUUUGGCGUCUCUAAAAGCUUAGAAUUUUCGCAAAAAAUGAGUUUUUGAAAAGUAUAUUCGGGUUCCUAUGUCUGAAUUGAAGUAUUCCGUAAAGGAACUGGUGGAUGAUGAAAUCAAUGGUGAAAUUCUCAAGCCAAAAGGACCGAGUACCCGAAAGUUAUUUUAGCCAAUCAUAAUUCAGUAUUGAAAAUCUGAAAUCAUUAAGCCAUAAAAUCAGUCACUUGUGGACAGUUAAAAAGAAGGUGAACCUUUUCGCGCAUUGGGCCCAUCCAUAAUGAAAAUAACAGUCUCCUUGGUGCACUUUCAUUUGAAUUGCUUUACUGCCAAUGCAACUAUUGCUGUAGUUUGAGCUACACAAAUAUCUCUAGUUUUUUUGUUAGUCAGUAAUGAUGUUAUGUAUUAAUAUUCUGUAUAUCUUAUACACGCUUGAUGCGUAAAUUUGUCACUGCAACAAUCAAGAAUGCAAAUUUAAUUAUAGAAAUUCAAUUUUAGAUUUUGUA